AUGGAGCGCUCUCUGAAUGACAAUCAUUUAAUAAGUCUUACCGUGACGAAGCUCAAGGGGUUCAAAACCAAGCAAAAGAGGGGCAUCAAAUUGCUCAGGCGCAUCCUACUGAUCAAUGUGCUGCGCAGGGCCAAACAGCACGAUAAGAGGCAGGGCUCUGCCAAGAAAAGCUGCCAAAAGCCCAUUCCUCAGCUUACAGAUUGUAAGCCUGCUAAGAAACAACCCAAGCAACAACAGGGUGAUAUGUACUGGGUACCCAAUACAGAGAUUGGAUCAGAGCUACUGGAGCCUGUCUGGUUCCAUGACGAGCCCUUUGAUCUGCCAUCCUCUGCUCUGACUCCUGUAGAAGUAUGCCCUAGCAGCUACUUCUCAGAAGACCCAGGCUCAGGUUACACAUUAUUGGACCUGGACAACUAUGAUCCAACCUCCUUCCAGAGCAGUUACCCUAACCAGGAGAAUGUCUACACUUCUGAUUGGCUGUGGCAGCAAACACCAUGCCAAGAGUUCCAAGCACCAGACAUCUGGUAUGAAGAUGCAAUCCGCACAGAUACUAAGUCUGGCAACACUUUUAAUGGACACUUGAGUGGAGACCAAGGACAGUCCACCAUCGCAGACUGGAUAACAGAUAUAGCAUCUUUGUAA
This is a messenger RNA of Pelobates cultripes (western spadefoot toad), 642 nucleotides long. The record is from the annotation of a GenBank genome assembly. NCBI's taxonomy places the organism in Eukaryota, Metazoa, Chordata, Amphibia, Anura, Pelobatidae.